Molecule: messenger RNA, 1028 nt
Organism: Poecilia reticulata (guppy)
Lineage: Eukaryota; Metazoa; Chordata; Actinopteri; Cyprinodontiformes; Poeciliidae
Gene: cyb561d2
Product: cytochrome b561 family, member D2
Cellular component (GO): endoplasmic reticulum
Molecular function (GO): transmembrane monodehydroascorbate reductase activity
Source: RefSeq, a predicted model, not a curated record
CUGCAACAGCACGUCACGGCGACGUGUACCAGACACCGGAGGUUUUGUCAAGUUAAAGUUAUAUGACUGUGAUUUAAUAACGAUGGUCAUCUGAUGAUCUUAAGCAGAGCUGAGCUGCAUUCAGGGAAGGGCUUUUAACCAUCGUCACUUCCGCUUUCGUUGAGUUGGAUACGAUCGGACGUGAUAAUUUAGAACAUGAUCCACAACAAGGAGGCUGAAUCUGAAACUCGGUUUUACGGUUUUAUUAGAGCAGCCUCCGUGGGACUGACUCACAUCAUCUCCAUAGCCUUUCCUGUUUUUAUUUCGUUUCUCUCCCUGCCCGGAACAAGUGUGUUUUCAUGGCAUCCUUUCCUGAUGACAGUAGCUUUUGGCUUCUUUAUGACGGAAGCCAUCCUGCUCUUUUCUCCCCACGGCUCACUCCUCAAGAGGUUUCCACACAAGACCAAGGGCCGUGUUCACUGGAUCCUGCAGAGCCUCUGUGGCUCCUGUGCAGUUCUGGGCCUGGCUGCCAUCUACUACAACAAAUACCUGAACGGCAAAGCCCACUUCACCUCGUGGCACAGCCUGCUGGGACUCAUCACCGUGUGUGUGGUGUGCGUGCAGUCCUUGGCGGCCGUGCCGCUCAUCUACCACUCUCUGGCCAAAGGCUGGUCCCUCGCCAAGCUGAAGCGCUACCACGCCGCGUCGGGGCUCGUCACCUUCCUGCUGGGCUGCACCAGCCUGCUGCUCGGGCUCUGCUCCUCCUGGUUCACGGCGUCGGUAGGGGGGCACGCCUGGUACCUGGCAGCGACCUGCCCCGCUCUCAGCGCUCUGAUCAUAAUGAAUCAGGUCUCCAGUGCUUACGUUGCUAAAAAGCGGCUGCAGUCCUGAGGGAUGAACAGAGCUAAGCUCACUGUGCUCCUUUAAAUAUUACUUCUCCAGGUCACAAACUUUCCUGCCUUUUCUUUUUUUUUUUUUUAUGCAAAUUUUUGAUGGUGAUCUCUCGCAUGCCUGAAUGAAUAAAAAAGUCAAAAUAUGCAGAAGAGGAA